UAUUUUUUCAGUCGUUCGUGUAUUUUAUAGUUCAAGAUAAAAACUAAUCAUUAGUCGAAAAUGAAGUUACAGUAUUUUCUAGUGUUCGUUUUUUCACAACUAUAUCAGGCAAGAAAUGUAUCUACUUCUGGAAGUAGUCUACGGAUACCAUUGACAAGGACGUCGGAAUCGGAUGGGUAUUACGGUUCUUUCUCAAUUGGAACGCCACCUCGAGAGUUUAAAACGCAUUUUCAUACAGGAUCCUCCCAACUAUGGGUACUCUCGAAAAGCUGCCAGGAUUUGGUAUGCCAAAAAGAUGGCCUUAACCUGUAUGACCACGAGAAGUCAACAACAUACAAACAACCACCAAAGCCUAAUUGUCAAAAAAAAAUUGAAUAUGGUGGCUUUCCUGGCUUUACAGAGGUAGCUGGAUUUUGUUCAAGUGAUACAAUAAAAUUUGCCGGAGUUGAACUCAACAACACAGAAUUUCUCGAAGUCAUUAACAACACACGGUUCGAAUUAGAUGCAUGCCAAAGUGUUUUUGGAUUAGGAUAUGAGUACUCCAGACCAUCCGAUAACAUCAUCACACAACUUUGCCGGACGAUUAAUCGAGAGAAUAAAUUUUCAUUCUAUUUUAAUAGGAAUACUGAUGGUGGUGAAUUAACGUUAUGUGGUGUAGACGAAUCAAAGUUUCGGGGUCCUUUGAAUUACGUGAAUGAAACUCAACCAUUCGGUAGAUGGUGCAUUUCAAUUGAAAACGUUUCAUUUCAACUUGGCCCAAAUCAUACCAAUGUGGAUUCAGAGACGACAGCCAGAGUUGACAGCAGCGCUCAUUUCAUCAGUGGACCAUUAAAAAGUAUCAAGGCAAUAUAUAACGUUACAAACGCUGACAUGAGAACUACAAAAGUCGAUUGCAAAGAUAUCCCGAAGUUUCCCAGUGUCACAUUCGAAAUCGGUGGAAAAAAAUACACACUUGAAGGAGAAGAUUACACGUUUAAGGUUGAAAACGAUUAUUCUACAGCAGAAUGCAUGAUGGGUAUUAUCGAAAAUAUCGUCGACGAUGACACGUCAUGGUAUUUAGGAAAUGUUUUCCUCCGGAAGUAUUACUCCGUUUUUGACCUGGAUAGCCACGCGAUUGGAUUUGCCGAAAGCAUGCAUAGGGCGGCCAUUAUUGUUCAUCUUUUUUAAAAAAUCAACGUUUUUAUGGGAGGGACCCCCUAAAAAUAUUCUUUCCGAUAAAAUAAUGAAGUCCCAAACUCACGUCUCUAAGCGAUUAAGGUUGCGUAACACCAUCAGCGUGUCUAUGUUCUCUCCCAAGGCCACACGGUGUAAUACGUUUCGACGCAACUCGGGAAACUUUGAUACAUUUUCCACAGCAUUGCCCAUUAGAAUAGAAGGAGCUACCAAUUUGUUACUGCUGCAGUUGUAAAUAGACACGUUAUUUUACGUGUCCAAAGGGGAAAGGUACAUAUAGCUGUAUUUCUGCUCAUUUCUUAGUACUCAGCAUUAACAGAAAAAGAAUGGCCUGUGAAGGGGGGGGGGGAAUUGAGGAGAACACGCAAUGUACCUAGUCUUUUAAAUCGUCCAAGAAUGUACCUAGUUUGUUGCAGGCAGUGUAAAAUUUCAGAAAGAAAUAUUCGACCAUACUAACAAAAAAAAAAACGACGAGCGCUUUCUUAUUCGAAUAAGAAGCAUGCGAUUCCACAUUUAUUGAUAUUUUUUGCCUACGUUGAUCAUUUUAUCAAAAUAUUGAAGUUUUCCAUAAAUUUUACGAGCUUGAAUUGAUUGAACAUUGAUGCCUGAUAUUCAUUAGUAGGUCUAGUAAGUAUUGAAGACUGGCAAAGUUAUAGUUUCCGCUUUGCAUCGGAUUUAUUCCACGUCGACGUACUCACGAUACUGUGCACCUUCAAUCGCUUUGAGGCACGGGUUAAAAUUAUUUUUACAUUUUGAAACAUUCAGGGUAUUUUUAUUUCAUCCAAAUGAAUAUUUUAGGGGGGUACCCCGAUGAAAAUAUCAUGUUUGAAAAAUAAGGACCGCUCUACUCAACACUGAUUAAACAUCACAUGACUCAAAGAGCAUUAAUAAGUAGUGUGAAAUCAACAUCAAAUUCAUACAUAAUUUGUUUUACUUUUUUAAUUAUUAUUUACAUAUUAAGCAUACAUACCUAGCUACAUUUUAAAUAUUUUCAUUUUUUUUAUUCAAUUAUUCAUCUUUAUCCUGUAAGCUUUUUUUUUGUCAAAUAAAUUUGAUACUUUUUUCAAA
Planococcus citri (citrus mealybug) is the source of this 2241-nucleotide messenger RNA. RefSeq names its product aspartic protease 4-like. NCBI's taxonomy places the organism in Eukaryota, Metazoa, Arthropoda, Insecta, Hemiptera, Pseudococcidae. The coding region runs from base 61 to 1167 and encodes 368 amino acids. Gene Ontology annotation, molecular function: aspartic-type endopeptidase activity. The record is from RefSeq and is a predicted model, not a curated record. The transcript is spliced from 9 exons. Gene Ontology annotation, biological process: proteolysis.